ACCACCAAGUCAACCACUAAUAGAGCUUUAUUCUGGAUCGAUGGAUGCCCAACCCGCAUUACCACAGCCCGGUCGAAGUCCUGCACAUACUCCUGGCCAGACCCCCAUGCGGCUUAUGGUGCCCACCUCUGCACAAACACUUCAGACACCACAAAGACCUCAACCAUAUUACGAAGAAUCUGGAGAUAAAUCACGCAGCCAGACGGGAGAACGAGGACCAUGUCCUGGACUAGCUAGAAGACAGCCACUGCAGGCUAUUGGAGCUCCUCAGAGCAAAUCAGCCGUAAGCAUACUUUAUAUAAUACUCUACUGCUUACAAAAAGUUAAAACAUCCCAUGUUCAGACAAGUUCUAGGCCUUCCCCUUGUCCUCUCCCCCAAGGGCCAACGCAGUCCCGUCCACAGGAAGAUAGAGGAAGACAACCUGCUAUUGAGUUUUCAAGCGAUAAACCACGUGAACAGUCAAGCGGGCGAACCCCCAAGGAAAAUUAUGCUGGGCAAAUUGUCAGACGUUCACCCUCUCCCCCUCGGUCAGCACCAACUUGCCCACAAACACAAUUACCAAUUUACGAAGGUGCUGGUGACAAAACACGCAGUCAGUCGGCACUUCGGGCACUUGAGAUUGUCCUAGCAGAACCAUCACGAUCUAUUAGUGAUUUUGUUACCGAAAAAUCGCGCGCUGCCUCUCCGCAAAGAGAACCUGGACGCAGCGAAGCAAGUCCCGUUGCGGCAUCGCCGAUCAAUCAGGCCGGAAGUAGUAAAGCAUCUUCACCUGCUAAUAAAGCGAACCCCGACAACCCCCCCUCACGGUCGGAAUCUCCUAAUGGUAAUAAUACCGGCUGGAUUGUUGCAGACCAACUUAUCGGGGUAAUGAAAUUUACUUUUAAUCAUUUCUUCUGAAAGCUUAACAAAAAAAUGUGCGUGUCCUCUAUUUCAGGCACUCGAAGAUUUUAUAAACUUUAUGCCGCCCAUAAGUUCAACAGAUGUAAGUUUUGGUCCUUACCAAAUUUUAUUCGUUACAGCCACUUAUUAAAACAUUGAUAUAUUCGCAGGAGUUAAAAAUUUGCCCUCAGCCAUCAGAUGUAAGUGCCCGCGAUAUUUUUCCACAUAAUCUAAGUUGAAAUAUAUUUGAAAAAUACAUUUUCUUUCAGCAGCCUGCACGCGAAUCGCCAGUUCUUCGUGGAAGGUCACGUGAAGCCCAAGAAGAUCCCUCUUCGGUAAUAAAAAUAUGAUUUCGCUACUUUUUGUUAACCCAUAUCACUAUUAAAUGUAUUUUUCUUUUUCAUCUUAAUCUUCAAAAGAAUUUUUGUCCAAACGCGCGUGGUGCUUACGAGGAACCUUCUGGCCCCUAUGACGUUGACCAGGUAUAUACGUUAGUUAUUAA
Messenger RNA from Glossina fuscipes, 1382 nucleotides. RefSeq names its product protein transport protein SEC31-like. The transcript has 7 exons. The record is from RefSeq and is a predicted model, not a curated record. NCBI's taxonomy places the organism in Eukaryota, Metazoa, Arthropoda, Insecta, Diptera, Glossinidae. Bases 41 to 898 code for a protein of 285 amino acids.